GGCACCGGGCGGGGAUGGGGCGGCCGCUGCCUCAGCAGUGUGCGGGCAACCCCUGGCACCUUCGGUAGGGGUAGAGCGGUGCAGCUCUGCCGCUCUGGGCCCCUGGGGGCGGCAAGGCGAUUGUCCUCCGCCUUCUCUCCCCGCGGGGAGGCUCCGCUCGUCUUCCUCCUGCUCCAGGGAGAGUCGCGCGGCCGUGCCGUUUUGAGGGACCCUGGGCUGCGGUGGGAGCCGCGGGCCCGGCUGCUCCCCAGGGUUCGGUGGCUGGGGCAGCCGUGCCCCCGCCUUCUUUUGUUGCCGCCUCACUCCCCGCAGCGCUCGGGUGGGACCGGGCCGGAGCUGGCGCCUCACCCGGGGCUGUGCCCGCACCGGUCCCUCCGAAACGCGCCCCCCGCCGGGGAGGGGUUUUGUGCCGUUCGUGGCCGUGACUGGUUCGGAGGAAGGGGAAUGUCAGCCUGAUGAGUCUCUGGAUUCAUUAGCCUGAAUCUACAGCUGCCUCUCAUUCUCUGUGCCUCUCUCCUCUCAGCCUCGUUAAAUGGUCCUUUUUGGUGGUGUUGGUUCCCUCCCCUGCGUGCCUUUUCGUUUGCGCAAACCGGGCGCUUUUUGCAGGGGGGGAUGUGUUGGCCACCACUAAGCCUCUCUGUACAAAACCCUAAGUUGCGCCAAGUCAACGUAGCCAUCUGUUGGGAAUCACAUCUAAAGUUUUCUAGAAAUCCCCAGGCUGUAGUAUCCAAAGAUACUCAGACUCUCGAAUUUGUUUAAAAAAACUUAGAAGUAGCAGGUCCUCCUAAUUUAAACUUUGGGUUUUUUAUUCAAGCAUAUGCCCUGAAAGUUUAAAAUAAAUAAAUAAAUAAAUAAAUAAAUAAAGGGACUAUCAAGACAUCGUGUUUAAAAAAGUCAUGUUUUUCCUAAAGAAUACUUCUAAGACUGUUGAUGCUAGCAGCAGUCCUUCGGUCCUGGUGAAUGCAAGGAUGUUUUUCUUUGUUUCCUUGUUUAUUUUGGAAGGGUUGGUUAAUUUUUUUUGUUGCUCUAGCACUUAGACAAUAAGGUGUGAACAAAGGAGACAGAAAAGACAGAGGCAGAAUGUGGAUGCCUCUGCCAUUAAGUAUGUCAAAGAUAUUCAGUAUGUGUAUGUUCUGCCUGCUUAGGGAGUUUGCAGCUUAGUUUUACAACACUUGUUUCAUUUCAACUCUGACAAAUAGUUUAUGUUUCUUUAGUCCAGCAUUGAGGACCUUUGUGACAUUGGGCUGCUUCUGGUGUGACAGGACUCUGAAACUUGUAGCUCCAUGUUGCCAUCUUUUCUGGAAGACCUUUGAAAUCUUUGUUACCGUAUAAUCAGAAUUGUUCUUUUUUUUUUUUUCCUAGUCAUCACUUUGCAUUUCUGCACAAACUGUAAAGAUAUGCAGUUUGCAUUUGCAGUUUCCCCCCAGCUUCUUGUACUUCUCCUUAGUGGCAGAGCACAGGAAACUGAGAAGUUCUUGACUUAGCCUAAGCACUGCUUAGCAACAACCAACACAUCAAUGUGUUAUCAACAUUAUUGUCACACUAAAUCCAAAACAGAGCACUAUCCCAGCUGAAACCAGGACAGUGCUGUAUGUCAUGUUUUUGUAAAUCAAGCUUUUCAAAGUGGUGGUAGGGUAGCUAUCUAGAAUGUGUACAAAUCCUAGAUUAUUGCCAUUCCUGUUUCUUUUGUACUUCGAGCAUGUAAUAGUUCAUUUUUCUCCAUUAAAGAGUAAUAUCCUGGAGACCAUCUAGCACUGUCAGAAAAUUGAAUAUCCCAAACCUCAGGUUUAGUUAGAUAAUAAGGCUUUAUAGUUAAUAUAUCAGGAAGGUACACAGUGCCACAGUGGAUUUGAGCCAUCCCUGGGAAUAAGUACACUGUUAAAACAAUUCGCUAACACCCAUUUAUAUUAAUAAGAUGGGAAUCGUCCUUAAUGAGGCCAAGUACUUUUAAAAAGGAAAGAGUUACAAAAGGCAAAAUGUCCUUUGCUAUUGGAAGUUAGUAGUUAUGUGUUUUAAAACAGGUAGGUUUUGCUGAUGUUUCACUGGGAAAUUCAGGGCUUGUAUCAGACCUGUUCAAGCAAAAAUUAAAAAAAGUCUAAAAUAAAACUUUACCUAAUAAAGGAAUUGGAUGCCGGUAGUUUCCAAGUUAGUAUUGUAGUUCUUAAAGGUCAUGUCCUUAGCUUAUAGCAUAAAAUCCAAACCCAAGAUUAGACACUUCACGAAGAGUGGCUAGGGAGAUCAGUCAGGUGGUGGAAAGCACUGGCACAAGGAGCAGUGAGGCUGACCCACAGGGUAACCUGACAUUUGUGUGUUUUAACUCUCAGCCUUCUCUGGGGCUAAGGACAAAGCUUGCCUGUCUGCAUCUUCCGUGUUCAUGUAGAACUAUAUUUAGAAGAUGAUGAAAUUUUGAUUUGAAAACCGAGGUGUUGUUUUUUUCCUUGUGUUUGUGCCCAUAUCAGCCUGCUGUACUAACUUUGAGAAAUUUAGGGAGGGCCAAGGUAACUAGAGAUACCAUAUGAGUCUCUAAAAUCUUGUGGUUCCCUGUUAUUGGGAAUGAUCAGAACCUUUUUUACAUAACUGGGACUAAGUAAAGGACUUAGCCAGUAUAUACCUUGAGAUUAAAAGUCUACUGUUUAAGUAUCUUAAGAGAAAAUUAAGUAUCUACUGGUACUUUCAAGAGUUUAGUUUGAUGUACCCAACUGGCAAGUACUUAGGAAAGUUUGACCCAUUUUCCCAUAGUCAGCAAAGUACUUGAGUGUUCGCUUAAGUAUUACUUAAAACCAAACCUGAAAUUCUACUGAUUUCAGUGGAGAUAAGUGUGACCUUGUAAACAGAGAUUUAAUGUCCUGGUAGUGACAAGUCAGAAAUACUAUCAUUCUUGUGAAACUUAUGUUGUACCUGAGUACUCUAUGUGAUUCUUUAUACCUGGAAGACCAACUCAGGAUGGAUACCUCUGUAUCUUUCACACACACUCCCCACCUUGAAAACAGGUAAGUGCAAAUGUAUGUGUUUCUAAAGCCAGUAUGAAGAUACGAGUACUUGAUCAUUCCAGGAAUCACUAUAUAUUUAUCAGUCCAGAAUAAUUGCCUUGUAAAUGGUGAAGAUUAUAAAAGUGUUCUAAAUUUGUUCUGUGUGCAGGUAACUUUCCUGAAGAAUUUACUUCCUCAAUGAUUUAUCAAAAGGUUUAAAAAAAACCCACAACCAAAGACUUUACACAAGAUAAACUUAGAAUUUCAUGCAUAAGUCAAGAAAUUCAGUUACAAUAAUAACAGUAAAGCACUACUGCUGUAAUUUGCGUUUGAAAAGCUCAGCAAGUACCAAAUAAAUUGAUUUACUGACAGAGAAGUAAAUAUGAUUCUGCUUUCUUGAUAUCUUUUUGUGAUAAGCUUAUAAUAAUCAAGGUUAAGGGAUAUGCUUAAAGAUCAGAUAAAAGGUCUCAGAAAAAAUUAUGUAAUUUUAGCAGGUACAGUGCUGUGUUCUGGUAUGAAUCUGAUUUUCUAAAUCGACAACAUUUUUUUCACUACUGGUCAUGUCAAGUUAGGAGUCUGCAUUAAAGCACACUACAUUACAUUAUUUUUUAAACAAUUCCCUUUUCUCAAAACCAACUAGAAUUUUAUUUUCAGAAGGGUAGAAUAUUUCACACAUCCUAAACAGCAACAUGCAGCUUCCUGCUUGAGUCUGAGGAGUCCAAAGUGCUGGGUAGCUGCACAGCAGAACUGGGGACUGGUGUAUGCUAAUACAUGCUCAUGCUAUGCAAUUGAUUUCCUCUUGGGACUUGGUUUUGCAUAUUUGCUAGCUAGUAAUCAUUGGAAGUAAGUGGCUUGACAGUGAGAACGGUAUUGUAAUGAUGAAAAGUAGUAAAGCAGUUUUCUAAAUGCAACAUUUUAAAAAAUACUUGAUGGCAGCAUGCUUGCAUGUUGGAUAUGAAAAGAUGUUGCUUGACAUGGAAAAUUGAGCCACUUACUGACAGUCAGUCAUGCAUACGAGAUGAAUAACAAUAUCUACACUACAUUAUCCCCCAAAUGGAGAGUUGUUGUGUUGUGCUGAUGUGUAUGUUUUAACCAGGUUUAGGGAGAAUAACAGGAGAAAAAAUGCUUAGUAAGUUAAGAAUCCUGUGUAGCUUGGGGAGGGGGUUGGGGGGCGUUAGAGUUAAGUCCAUCAGUCGGUAGGAAUUGAAUAUAUAGUUUGCAAGCCAUUUGCCUUCAAGUGGACAAAUGUCUAUACUGCAUGAACAGUGAACAAACACAGCAGCUUGAAACUGUAUAGACUGUAUGGUAAGUCUCUGGCUUGCUUGGUUUAAAGCCUUCUAAACCUAUGUACAGUGGUAGAUAAGAUGGUACAAAUGGUUGUUCAAAAUAAUCCUAAAUUGGACCCAUUACCAAGCAAUCUGUGACCAUGAACCAUUUUUGAUUCUCAGUUUCUGCUUUCAGGUUUUGGUUGUUUUCGGGGGCUGUUUGUUUUUUGGUUUUGUUUUUUGUAAUACAAUCUAUGAUGUUACUGCAGUGAUGUUCAUUACUGCAUUAAUAGUCCCCUGUUUUCUCCCACUCAGACUGUCCAUCUCUGUACAGAGUUUCACACAAUCUGUGAGGUGUAUUUAUGGGGUUUAGUGUUCUCUUCAGCAUCAGGGACAGGACCAGCUGUUGCUGCGGGCAGAGAACUGAAUGAACUUUAAAGCUGCCAUUGCAUCUGACACGUUUUGCAGUGUAAGAAGGAUAGAGCUGCAUGUAGUGACUUAUUCUUAAAUCUGUUUACUGUUAAAGUAUCUCUCAUGCAUGACAUUUGUUUGAGCUAGUAAUUUUUUGACAUUAAACAGGAUUGCUUCAGUUAUUUUAUUUCUGAUUAAGAUAAGUCGGAAGAGCUUCUAAAAUUUCCAUUUUCCAUAUUAAUCUACUUUUUUAUGGAAAUGGUGUCUCAUUUAAAAUGUGUCUCAGAAAUUUCAGUCUCCUACACACUUGAUGAUUUUGAAGUAAUGAUAUAACAAUUUCAGCUUCUUCUGGAAAUAAUGUAGUAUUCAAACUGAAAUGUGUAUGUCAAAUUUCAGUCCUAAGCAAAUCCUGAUUGGCAAAACUCUUAAGAGUUGAAGGAAAAUAGCUGUAUUUUUGUAAUGGAAAUAUCAAAUCAACUGUAACAGUUCAUGACAUGGAUAUAUUAAUGGUUGUAUAAUUCAUAGGACAUUAGAGAAGGUAUCUAUGUCUACUUUAUAUUCAGAGUCUAAGAGAAUGGUUUUCUUUUAUCCAAUAAACAGUCAGCUCAAAAUAUGUAUUCCUUAAAUGAUGACUUAGGAGUCAAGUUGCUAAAUGAAAAUAUAUAGUGUAUACCUUGGAGAUUUAUGUUGUUUGCUCUUUUUCUCUUAGGAAGCCUGACAAAUAGAAAAAUACUACAAGUGAAGAGAAAAUUCACUUCACGAGAACUGAGCUCUGCUUUCAUUGGCUUCUAAAUUUAUUUAUAUUAAUAGCUGACUAGUGUCAGAUCAUCUCUGUGGUCUACUGUGGUGAAAUUAUUAGGUUAAAGCUGGAAAAGAUGAAACAAUUAAAAAGAAAAAGGAAAAGCAAUUUUAGUGUUCAGGAAACUCAAACUCUCCUUAAGGAAAUCAGAAAAAGGAGAGAAGUACUCUUUUCAAAGCAACUUAAUACAACAAUUAAUGAGAUGAAACGGAAAGCUUGGGAGGAAAUAGCAGAGUGUGUCAAUGCUGUAGGUGAAGGAGAGCAAAGAACAGGGACAGAAGUGAAAAGGCGAUACCUUGACUGGAGAGCACUCAUGAAGAGAAAACGUCUGAAUGCAAACAUCAAAGUAGUAGGUGCUGGGUUUCACCUUCCUUCAUCCAAUUUAGAUGACUCUCUCAAUGAAGACAUGGAUGAGAAAAUGGGAUUUGCAAUUGAAUCUAGUUUUGAAUGGCAAAAUAUCACUGACUUCAGAGAAGCCGGUGGAUCUUUAACAGAAAUCAAAGUAGAAGAGGAAGAGGAGGAUCCGCAGAAUUUCGAAUUUCCUAUUGAGGAAGAAGAAGAAAUAUUGUCAUCAGUUUUGCCAGAUUCGAAAAAGGAAAAUGACCUACCAGACUUCCCCCACAUUGAAGAGUUUGGAAAUCUAAGCUCUGCUCAAGCUAGGCUAGCCUAUGAAGAUUCUCAUUUGCUUAUAAAUCUGGAGAAGCAAAAGCUGGAUCUGGAGAAACAGCGACUGGACAUUGAAGCCGAAAGGUUGCAAAUUGAGAAGGAGCGACUUCAGAUUGAAUGGGAGAAGCUCAGGCUGGAGACUCUGCAAUCCGAAAAACCUGCCCUGGAAAAUGACCUCACCCCAACAGAAAAACCCAUCAUACAGCCUCUGGAUCUAGAAACUGAAAAGUUAAAACUUGAAAAAGAACGUUUACAGUUAGAGAAGGAGAGGCUGCAGUUUCUCAAGUUUGAAUCAGAGAAGCUGCAGAUUGAGAAGGAACGCUUGCAAGUGGAGAAGGAGCGUCUUCGAAUUCAGAGAGAGGGUCACUUGCAGUGAACUUCUCAACUAAAGUGUCAACAUUAGUGUUUUGAUGUUUCUAAAAUAGAGGUAGUUCUUUUCUUAAUACUGAAACUGUCCUAGAGGCUAAACAUUUUUCUGUUCAGAGUUGAACAUUAUGUUAAACUGAAAAAAAAUGGUGCUCAAUAUAUCCGUGUGCCUGCAUAAGUGAGCUAAUGUGUGAAAUUGCUUUUCAGUGUAUCAGAACUAAGUGUUAUGUUCUCUUGUCUCCAGUAUUGUGCUGUAUUAGUUUGGUGUCCUCCUCUUGUAGACAUGUUGGGGAGAAUCAGGGCUGAACCUUAUGCUGUUUUUCACUGUAGUAACAGUAAGGAAGGAUUGGAAUAAAUCAACAUAUGUUGCGAGGACAUGGUGCUGACAAUUUCCCAUAUGGUAACGAAGUAUAAUUUAGGCAGAACAGAGUAAUACAGAGUCAUGAUGAGAUUGAUUCAUUAAACUUAGUUUCCCCUUUUUUGUUUUUUUUUUUUUUUCCUGCCCCCACAAUUGGAAAAAGAGUUGAAGAGUUUUAUAGAAGUUAAAGGGCAAGUUAAAUUUGUUGCAGUUGUUUUUACUGUUGUUCCAUGGCUUGAACUGAAUGAGAGUGCAGAAUAUAAUAUUGUUUCUUUUGCAUUAAGUAUUCAUACUAGAUAAAGUUACACAUCAACCAUACCUACUAUGAGCUAGACGUUUGGUUUCACCAGGUCCUUAAUAAUGCUAUAUGGAAAAUAGCACCUGUCUUAGUGUAGCACAGGGAUUUACUGAUUGAUCAGGCAUGCUGUCUGGUGAGUCUGUGAUGACCCGCUGAAGGAAAUACCUGGUUUGUUCGUUGAAAGACAGUAGCUGGUGGAUGGGAGUCUCAGGAGUGGAGACACACAGGCUGAGCAGAGGCUAAGGAGCACUGAGCUUGAACAUGAACAUGCUCGUUGCUGGUUCUACCUGGCCAGCACUGAGGUCAUGUCUGCAAGGCAGCCAGAAGAGGCUUCUGUGACUGACACCAUAUAGUAUAUUUUAAUUAGACAAACAGAAAUAAUCCGUGCUGAAGGCUGUUGAUAUUUUUCAUAAGAAAUGUAUUCAUUUAACAAAAAAAAACAUCAAGGAAGGAAGCUUUCCAUUAUUUCAUAUAUGUUUAAAUCCAAACUGAGCCAGACUUCACAUUUCUCAUCUUUCUCCAAGUAGCUAUCUUUUGUUGUCUCCAUUUGAAACUUAGGACUAUGAGAAUACUAAGUCUAAAUAUAUGUUGAGUGACUUACGUGAAUUCUUGUGCAAGUAAAUAUAUUUAUACCACUACAGGUUUACUCUUAUUCUGCAAAGAAAAUGUUAUUUUUUUAUUACUGAAACAAGUGUGCUUCUACAGUGGAAAUAAAUUUGACUACUACACUCCAAAA
Molecule: messenger RNA, 7868 nt
Organism: Pseudopipra pipra
Lineage: Eukaryota; Metazoa; Chordata; Aves; Passeriformes; Pipridae
Gene: MSANTD4
Product: Myb/SANT DNA binding domain containing 4 with coiled-coils
Exons: 3
Coding region: 5521-6486 (321 amino acids)
Source: RefSeq, a predicted model, not a curated record